Messenger RNA from Columba livia (rock pigeon), 5698 nucleotides. RefSeq names its product NHS like 3 (gene NHSL3). Lineage: Eukaryota; Metazoa; Chordata; Aves; Columbiformes; Columbidae. The coding region runs from base 1579 to 4983 and encodes 1134 amino acids. Gene Ontology annotation, biological process: cell differentiation. The record is from RefSeq and is a predicted model, not a curated record. The transcript is spliced from 7 exons.
UGACCACAGAAUUCGAGGUGCACCCAGGGGGGUCCCAGUGCAGCCCCGUCCCUGUGGGCAGAGCUGAUGCACCAUCCCGGAGAGCUGGGCCCGUGUUGCUCUGGGCUGUGUUUACCCGCCAUCGGCCGUUGCCUUUGCUGUGGCUCGUGAUGUGCUGCCCGGGGAGGACAGGGCAGUGACCAGCACAGCACGUGGCUGCUCGCUUUGUGCAUCCUCAGCCCUUUAAUUAUGUCCCUUUUUUCCACUUUGCGCUGUGCAAAGAGCUGGGGAGCGUCUGCCUGUGGCUGCCGGCACCUUCUGGGUGAGCGUGUGGGCAGCGGGGCUGAUUCUGCCCAUGCUUCAGGCAGGUGCUGGGUGCUGCCUGUAUUUGUUGUUAUGGGCAUGUAGGGGAAGAAAUCCUUGCUCAGCCCGGAGCUGCCCGGCUGGGGACACAGAGGUGCCUUUUGCAAGGUCAAACUGUCCCUUGGGCUGUUUGUUUGGUGCCUGGGGGCCAGUGGGACCCUCGCUCGCUGCUUUGGGAGACGCUGCUCCGUCUACAGCCCAACCCCUGUCCUGCUGCAAUAAUCCCUGGGCACAGCCCGUAGGGAGCCGGCUGGGCAUGGGAGGGAGGUUGGACAUGUCAGCUCCCGCUGACACAAGGACGGUCCUGCCCGCUGGGUAAAUAACGGGAGCUUUUCACUUUUCGAGAUGGGAGGGAUGGAGCUCCCUGACUGCCUGGCAUUUCUACCCCCACCUGCUUGUGCCCCCGUGCCAGCGACUGGAGCUACUGGUUAGACUGGUCUGAGAGCUCAGUCUCCCCCAGUGCUGCCAGCUCUUGUGACCGUGACGUGGCCAUGCUGGACACCGUGUCCCUGAGGACAAACGGCCUUUGCCCCACAAUGGCGCACGUCCCCCCACUGUGGCUGAGCCAUGCUGGGAGCAGGGCUGGGGGGCUGCGGUGGGUGCUGGGUCCCCAGGGGACACUGGGGACAGCCGAGGAGGGGGAACGCUGGCACCGUGGGCUGUGCAGUGCCAUGUCCCACGGGCUGGUGCUCACCGGAGGAAAAGCCUCCCAGCUCCUCCCAGUUUGCCAAGGAAGCCAGCAGCUGGUUUGCACAGGGAUGCUGUGCUCAGCAGGGAGCAAGCGAGGAGGGUCCUGCUGGGGUCCCAGGGGUGCAAGAGGUGGGAUUGGGCAAAUCCCACCCCUGAGCUUAGCAGGAUGGAUCCUGGCAGCCGUGCUGUGCGUGGGAGGAGGCGGGAGGGCCGGGGGCGAGCGGGGAGGCCAGAGGAGGGGCCCCCGCUUUCCUCCUGCCGUCACCGAGCAGCGCGGUGGGCGCAGCUGGGGCUGUCCCCUCCUGCCACCACGCAGCCCUCCCCGGGGUCAGCCUUGUCUCCGCAGUCAGGCAGCUGCGCCGGAGCCUCUUUGCCCAUCCGAGCAUCCUCCUGCUGCGCGGAUGAGUACAGAGAGGGGGAUCUGGGGGCCGCCGGCAUCCGUCUUGCCGGCACACGGCUGGGUGAGAGCCGCCGCAGAACAAUAGGCAGAACGUUGGUGGGGGACGGUGGAUCCCCCGCUCCUGCAGGGACCAGACCCCGGCCACCAUGGUGGUCUUCAUGGGCAGGAACCUCUCCUCGCUUCUGGCUUUCUUCAAGAAAAAGGGCACGGCCAAGGGCGACACCGAGAAGCGGCUGAGCGUGCAGUACACGGCGGGCGAGGAAUGUCCCGACAACGUCUUCUUCCCCAGCACACGGCCCCCGCACCUGGAGGAGCUGCACAACCAGGCCCAGGAGGGUCUGAAGUCCCUGCAGCACCAGGAGAAGCAGAAGCAAACCAAAAGUGCCUGGGACCACGGGGACAGCAGCAGCCUCCAGUCCUGCGCAUCCUCGGAGGAUGACAGCGUGUCCAUCCGGAGCCGGGCGGCCUCCUGCGCCACAGACAGCACCUCCGAGGACGCCCUCUCCAUCCGCUCCGAGAUGAUCCAGCGGAAAGGUUCCACCUUCCGACCACACGACUCCUUUCCCAAAUCCUCGGAGAGAACUGGCAAGAAAAGGAAGGAGAGGAGGACAACGGUGCUGGGCAUCCCCCAGCAUGUCCAGAAGGAGCUGGGUCUCAGGAGCAGCCGGGAAGCCAAGGGACACCCCGAUGCUGAUGGACGAGGGCUGGUGGGGCGCGGGGGCAGCCAGGCGCCCCAGCCCUUGCUGAACGGCGGGCAGGUGUCCGGUGACACCGUCCGCAUCCCCACCAUCGACGGGAAGCUGCAGCCGCUGGCUGUCCCUGGGGGUGCCCGCGUCUGCCUGGGAGCCCUGGAGCAGGCGGACGUGGCCCUGCAGAAGCACAUCGACCGUGUUUACUACGACGACACGUUGCUGGGGAGGAAGACGGCAGCCAAGCUGUCACCCAUGGUGAGGCCGAAGUCACUGGCCGUGCCUGGCAUGACCACCAACGCCAGCCCUCCGGAGCUGCUGAGCCCCGUCAUGUCCAUCUCGCCCCAGGGCACCUACAUGUCUAAGAUCAUCCCCAACGCCAUCCUGCCACCCAUGGUGGACGUGGUGGCCCUGACGCGGAGCAGCGUGCGGACGCUGAGCCGCUGCAGCUUGGUGUCCUCCAGCCCGGCCUCGGUGCGCUCCCUUGCCCGCUUCUCGGAGCACAGCACCCGCAGCCGCGAGCCCUCCUCCUCCAGCGACAAUUGGAGCCACUCGCAGUCCACCGAGACCAUCGUCUCCAACAGCUCCACCAUCUCCUCCCAGGGUGGCUCCGACCGCCGGCAGCCCGAGCCGGGGCCACGCGGCGAGGUGGACGCGGCAACUCGCUCCGACGCUGACCAGGUCAGCGUCUACAGCUCUGCCAGCUUCACCAGCUCCUGCUCCAAGGCCCCCGCUGGCCCCGCGGUCCCCGGGCUCCUGGCUGUGGGGGGCAGCAGCGGCCGGGCGUCCCCCGCAUACAGCACGAGCAGCCAGGCAGAGGGCUCGGACACGGGCAGCCUGGCCAGCGAGCGCUCCUCCGCCCGCAGCGUCUCCCUCAGGAAGAUGAAGAAGCCCCCGGCCCCACCUCGCAGGACCUACUCGCUGUACCAAAAAGCUGACGGGGAGCCCAAGGUGCUGGGGCUGCCCCCCAAGCCUGACCGGCGGUCGCAGCGGGAGAGCAGCACGCCCUGGUCCCCGCGGCCCCAGCCCCUCAGCCCCGCGGCCGAGGAUGAGGUUUUCUCGCCGUUGUCGCUGAGCGAGACCAGCAGCCUCCGCUCCGAGAGCCUGGCCGGCGCCAGCUCCCCCGAGCCCCCGCGGGGCAGCCCCGGGGUGACCGUGGUGCUGAGGGAGCCCCAGGCUCAGCCCAAGUGGAGCUGCCCAGAUGGGUCUGACCGCACCAUGUCCCCCUCCAGCGGCUACUCCAGCCAGAGCGGGACCCCCACGCUGCCCGCCAAGGGGCUGGGACCCCCAUCCAUGUCGCCGGGCAGGGGGGCUCAGCCCCAGAAGCCGGAGCGGGUCUGCUCCCUGCAGUCACCCGCGCUGUCCGUGUCCUCCUCCCUCACCUCCAUCUCCUCCUCAGCCUCAGACGCGGCUCCCCCUGAGACGCUGCCCCGAGACCGCUUCAUCAUCCCGCCGCACCCCAAGGUGCCCGCUCCCUUCUCCCCGCCGCCCACCAAGCCCCAGCAGCCUGUGGCCCCCACCAGCCCCCUCCUCGCCUCUCCAGACCCGCCACCACCCAGUGCCGCCGGCCAGGAGCCCCCCGCCAAGCCCAGCAGCAAGUCCCCCCCGCCAUCACCACCGCCUGCCUACCACCCACCCCCCCCGCCGGCCAAGAAGGCGGAGGGGAGCCCCCAAACCACCAGCGAGGCUCCCACCGAUGCUGCCUGGCCCCCGCCGCCCCCACCAGCUCCUGAGGAGCACGACCUGUCCAUGGCGGACUUUCCCCCUCCGGAUGAAGCCGAUUUCUCCAGCCUACCCGAUGAUGCUGCACCGGCUCCCGCAGCCGGGCAGAAAGUGGCACCGAGCCCAGGGGUUGUGUCUUCCUCAUCACCCGCCAUCUCCUCACCCAGCCAGCAGCAAGGGCCACCAGCUGGGUCACCACGGCCACCUUCCCCCGCCGAGCCUGCUCCUGCGGCCGCCGUGCCCCCACCGCCACCUCUCCCCCUACCCUCAGCUCCAGCUCUGCCGCCCCAAAUCAGCCUUAAGAAGGCGGCCAACGGCCCCCGGGCAGACAGCAAGAAGGAGCCAGUGUCGCGGAGCAAGAGUGGCCCGAUGGCCAAGGAGGACGCCAGCCUGCCCAUCGUCACACCGUCACUGCUGCAGAUGGUGCGGCUGCGCUCCGUCAACAUGGAGCCGCCCGCCGGGGCUGCGGCCGGGGCCGAGGAGCGGCCGGCGCCCCAGAAACCCGUCCGCCGGUCCCUGUCCACGCGACAGCUCCCUCCUGCCAAAGAUGCGGUGCCUUCGAACCAGCUCCACCACGCUGUGCACCUCAAGGCGGCCGCCUUGUCCUCCGGUGAGGCUGCGGAGAAGCCGGCGGGUGGGAGAGCGGCUCUGCCGGGUCCCGAGGGACCCCCCGGGGACGGCCAGCUGUCCCCCCGGAACAAGUCACCGGCCUCCACCGCCAGCUUCAUCUUUGCCAAGAGCUCCAGGAAGGUGGUGAUGGAGACAACCUCGUCCCCUGAGGCACAGGCCGACCUGAAGAGGAACUUGGUGGCCGAGCUGAGGAAUUUCUCGGGGCAGCGCUCCGCAGCACCCGCUGCUGCCCAGCCGGGCCCUGGCAAGGCACAAACCCACCGAAAACCCGGCAAGAUUCCCCCUCCAGUAGCCAAGAAGCCUUCGCUUGGCCCAGGGCCGGCUCCUUCCCCCCUGAGCCCAAAGGCAACGGAGACGCUGGGCUCCCCCAUGCCGGACGGGACGGCCAAGGCGGUGGCGGCAGAGGAGAGCAGGACUAAGAGCGAGCCGGCGGGGACGGCAGCCUCGGGGACCGCGGAGCCAGCGGCUCAGAGCUUCCCCGCACAAGAUGGACGGGGAGAGACGGCCUGACGGACGGAGCUGCAGGAUGGACGGGUGCCCCCGUGGAAUCCAAAUCUCUCAGGGACCUGGGCAGGUCAACGGACGAGUGUGGAACUGGCAACUGACUGAUGACAGGAAGCAAACAGCCUUAGCCUCCACGGCCUUGAUGAUAUUUAUGCAAAAAUGGUGUUGGUUUCACUUUCCUAAGUACUACAGCUUUAUUUUUGCUCUUUUUUUUAAAAUUUACUGGACCCAGAGCCAGCACCUCCUCCCUGCCCGGCUGCCGCUUGGUUUGUGCGUGUGGAGCGGAGCAGCCAUGCAGAGAGGAGGAGCACGGAGGGACGAAGAUGCUGGAGCCAGCCGGGCCCGCGAGGAAUCGCAGCACUUUGGAUGAGGGACCAGGACGGCUUCGGCCACCACAGCACCCGGGGACGCGGGCAGGAGGGGACAGAGAUGCUGGUUGGGGGGGACCAGGGCCUUGGCCCUCCAUGGAAAGGAAAAAGGGGGCUCGUGGCCAGCGCUGACCUCUGCCCGCUGGCCCCAGAGUGGAGGGGGAGUCCGGCUGCCCCCAAGCUGGUCUGCAGGGUAGAGCCUCCAUCUCUGUUUCUGUGAACUCUGGUCAUGUUUUGAUUUCUUUGAUUGUACAAAAAAAACCCAACCAACCAACCAAACCAAAUGCAACCACCCCUCUGCGCCGAGUAGCUGCUCAGAGCUCUGUACCUGGCUGGUAAAAAUGAUGAGCGAA